Molecule: messenger RNA, 597 nt
Organism: Homarus americanus (American lobster)
Lineage: Eukaryota; Metazoa; Arthropoda; Malacostraca; Decapoda; Nephropidae
Product: protein OS-9-like
Exons: 5
Coding region: 1-597 (198 amino acids)
Biological process (GO): retrograde protein transport, ER to cytosol; endoplasmic reticulum unfolded protein response
Cellular component (GO): endoplasmic reticulum lumen
Source: RefSeq, a predicted model, not a curated record
AUGCCCGGGUCUAGUGGAUAUAUCAUUAUUUGUUCUCUCAUUACUGUAGUUACUGCUGUAAACACUGUCCUCAACGUGGAUGAAAUCAAUUCAAUCCACUAUGCGAUUGACAUCUUAAAUAAACCAGUGGUAAAGGACCAGGGUUGGGAUGGAGAGGUGAUGACUGUCGUGAAUAAACAUGGGCAGGAAUAUAUAUGUUCUUUGCCUAGUGUUGCUCCUUUAGACUCGGACCUCAAACAUGAUGACGAUAUAUUUGAUCAGUUGGUGGAUAUUUCUGUUCUUCUGAAACCUAUGGAGACAGCCCCCUGCCUUAUUAAAACUGUUGACUGGUGGACAUACGAAUUUUGCUAUGGUUCAGUAAUCAAGCAGUACCACUUGGAAGACAAUAAAGCCACUGGUCCCAUAAUUAUUUUGGGCAAAUAUGAAUCAGAAUAUAACUGGAGGAACAGCUCAGAAACCAAGAACCGUCUUCAGAGGUUUCACAGUCAAUUUUACGUGAAUGGAACAAAAUGUGAUCUCACAACAGAGCCCAGACGUACUGAAGUUAGAAAUGGCUGCCUCCAGCUCGGGGACGAUAUUUGUGUCCUUGCCUUGUAG